Messenger RNA from Klebsormidium nitens, 2034 nucleotides. Lineage: Eukaryota; Viridiplantae; Streptophyta; Klebsormidiophyceae; Klebsormidiales; Klebsormidiaceae. The record is from the annotation of a GenBank genome assembly.
CUUUUCGGCUCCCGGGCGUGCGGUCAAACAAAAGAGAAACAAGGGAACUCCCGCCUUUCUGCGAAAAUCCAGGGAAGAUCAGCGUAUGCCAAUGGUGUGAUGCGUGUAGGUAUACAGAGGAUACUUCGCGUGCGCUACACUUUGCGUGAGCCGAGCUGGGAGCGCUAGCAAAAGUUUUCGUUUGUGGGACAACUCCCUCACUACCUGUAGCUGUAGUUCUGGCCGUGAUGGGGCCCCAUGAAACCCACCAAGGCUUCGUAAGUAGCCAUACCAUGCAUCGGGAAGGAGGCGAGGAUCAUUGAAUGUCUGAACGCAAGGUGGCGGUGCCGUAGCUGGAGCUGGCACAAUGGUGUGUUUGUGCUCUGCUCUGAGAAAUUGCCAUCUUUCGGGGCUGCUGCUCGUAUCCUUCUAAAGCAGCUUCUAGAUGGGUUGCAGAACGCUUCCAGAAAGUGGCAAAGCUAGAUCAACAUAGUAACAAUCUGCAGAAGGACAUCGCUCAAGAUUGAGCCCCCAUUGAAGCCGCAUCGCUCCGCGUGCCUGCGUUGGGCGAUUGGAGUCUCCCAGAGCGGAGGGUUUGGAGCGAUCAACGGGCUUGGUGGGAGGCGGGGCCGGCGGCGGGGUUUAGGGUUUGGGAAAGCCCUGGCAGGGGUGCUGGUGGCUCUCUUGGGCAGGCGCUUCAAGAUGGCGUAUAACGUGUUCCGCUUCUGCACAGGCCUGAAGGUGGUUGGAUCUCUGAUGAUCCUGGUGGUCCUAGGAGUGGUUGGUGUAUCGUACUAUGCUGUUGUGGCGGCAUCGUACGGGCCCGAGUUACUAGACGGGGGGGGCAAGGCAGCGGGGGCGCUCCUAGUGAUCCUUGCGUUCCAUGUGCUGCUUUUCAUGCUGCUCUGGUCGUACUUCGCCGUCGUUUUCACUGACCCUGGGGGGGUCCCUUCCGGCUGGCGGCCGCCCCCCCAGGAGCAGGACGAAGAGCUCGGGGAGACUGCGCCGUUUUCGGGGGCGGUUCCGUCCCAGGGGGCUCCAGACAGUGCUGCAGGGGACCCCCCCGGGGGAGCGGUUGGCGGCAGGCGGCCGCGGUACUGCAGGAAGUGCAUGGCAUUCAAGCCGGCGCGAUGUCACCACUGCUCAGUUUGCCAGCGGUGCAUCCUCCGAAUGGACCACCACUGCGUGUGGGUCGUCAAUUGCGUCGGGGCCAAGAACUACAAGUUCUUCCUCUUGUUUCUGCUGUACACCUUUCUCGAGUGCACGCUGACCGCCGCCGCGCUGCUCCCCCACUUCAUCUUCUUCUUCCAAGACGAGGACCAGCAGGCCCAGUCCGCCAGCAACCUCGCCACCGUGUUCCUCGCCUUUGUCCUUAACCUGGCGUUUGCCCUGAGCGUCCUGGGCUUCCUGGUGAUGCACACGUCGAUGGUCCUGAGCAACACGACCACCAUAGAGGCUUUUGAAAAGAAAGUGGGGAGCCGGUGGCGGUUUGAUGUUGGGAAGCGGAAAAACUUCGAGCAGGUCUUCGGUUUGAGGCCCCUGAUUUGGCUCCUCCCUUUGUACACCGAAGAAGACUUUCGGCGUAUUCCAGCUUUGAAUGGACUUGACUUUCCAGUCCGGUCAGAUCUAGAGUCCCAAGAUCGAUGGUGACCGUUGACACAUGUGGGUGUCCAGGGUUCGAUGCCUAUGUCGGAACUAGAAGUUGGUGCAUACGAAGUUCAGUAGUUUGAAAUUGUGACUUCCAGGUCCCCGUGUAAAUAAGUGUCGAUCAGCGAAACCAUGACGUUGAUGAAAAGGCCUUGUGUUCCGGCAUGUUGUAGGUAUGCUGGCCACUAAGAAAGGGUCAAAGGUGAAAUCAGAGGUUCCGUGACCGUUGCCCACCGCAACCGAUAGGUGAAUUAGUGAUCCCUUUUGUUCGAUUUCCGGAAAGAGUCGGCAUCCGGCUCAUGCAUGCCAGCUUGUAAGCGACACACAGGUACGGUUCGACAAGUAUUGGCUGGCCGUGGCCGGGAUGUUUUGAGCCCAAUGUGAGCCUCCACGCCCUUAUCAUCAGGC